Messenger RNA from Ochotona princeps (American pika), 775 nucleotides. It is a transcript of the gene METTL26, whose product is annotated as methyltransferase like 26. The transcript is spliced from 6 exons. The record is from RefSeq and is a predicted model, not a curated record. Bases 19 to 720 code for a protein of 233 amino acids. Lineage: Eukaryota; Metazoa; Chordata; Mammalia; Lagomorpha; Ochotonidae.
GGCGUCCUCCUGGCCGCGAUGCUGGUGGCCGCGGCCGCCGAGCGCAACAAGGAGCCCAUCCUGCGCGUGCUGCUGCAGUACGUGGACCCGGCCCAGCGCGGGCUGCGUGUGCUCGAGGUGGGCUCGGGCUCCGGCCAACACACCGCCCACUUCGCGCGGGCCUUUCCCCACGCCGAGUGGCAGCCGUCAGAUGUGGACCAGCGCUGCCUGGACAGCAUCGCGGCCACCACGCAGGCGCAGGGGCUGUCCAACGUGAAGGCUCCGCUGUACCUGGACGUGACCUGGGACUGGCAGCGCUGGGGCGGCCUCGGGCCACAGUCACUGGAUCUGCUGCUGUGCAUCAACAUGGCACACAUCAGCCCGCUGCGCUGCACACAGGGCCUCUUCCGGGCCGCCGGCCACCUGCUCAAGCCCCAGGCUCUGCUCAUCACCUACGGGCCCUUUGCUGUCAAUGGCAAGAUCUCCCCUCAGAGCAACGUGGACUUUGACCUGACACUGAGAUGCAGGAACCCGGAGUGGGGGCUGCGGGACACGGCCCUCCUGGAGGACCUGGGCCAGGCCAGCGGCCUUCUCCUGGAGAAGAUGGUGGACAUGCCGGCCAACAACAAGUGCCUCAUCUUCCGGAAAGAGGAACCGCUCUCGGGGCCCCGUGUCCCUGUUUUAGGUUCUGUGGGGGCCACAUGUGGCGCCCAGGCCUCAGGGAUCCCCAGCUCUCCCUAGCCUGGCCUGCGGGCUCGCCUCUGCCUCACAAUAAAGUGUUUCUGGCUGCUGCCCA